This is a messenger RNA of Angiostrongylus costaricensis, 1614 nucleotides long. The record is from the annotation of a GenBank genome assembly. NCBI's taxonomy places the organism in Eukaryota, Metazoa, Nematoda, Chromadorea, Rhabditida, Metastrongylidae.
AUGCCUUUCAGGAUGUCGGCUGCAACAUUGACUGCUCCCACUUUGGGGAAAGAGGCUUUUUUCAAAGACAAGGAUAAGCCGGAGAGUGUUCGCAGCAGCAACAUCGUGGCGGCGAAGGCGGUGGCUGAUGCUGUGAGAACAUCUCUUGGUCCACGUGGAAUGGAUAAAAUGAUUCAGUCAGGCAAUGGCGAUGUUACGAUUACAAACGACGGUGCAACCAUCCUCAAUCAGAUGAGCCUCGUCCAUCCUACUGCGAAAAUGCUGGUUGAGCUUUCAAAAGCUCAGGAUAUUGAGGCAGGAGACGGAACAACGACCGUGGUAGUAAUCGCUGGCGCCCUUCUAGAUGCAGCACAAACUCUUUUACAGAAAGGAAUUCAUCCCACCACUAUCUCUGAGUCAUUUCAAGCAGCUGCAGUUGAGGCGGGAAAAAUCUUAGAAAAUAUGAGCACUCGUGUUGAUCUUGCAAACGACGAACUUCUUGUCAAAAUGGCUACAACAUCUCUUAAUUCCAAGGUUGUUUCACAGUAUUCCUGGCUAUUGGCACCUAUGGCAGUGAAUGCUGUUAAGCGCAUCAUUGACCCUAUCCGCGACUCUUCUGUCAACCUAAAAAUGAUCAAAAUCGUCAAGAAAAUAGGAGAUACUGUAGAGGAGUCUGAGUUGAUAGAUGGAGCCCUUAUUAACCAGAAGGCAAUGGGUCGUGGAGGUCCUACCCGUGUCGAGAAAGCCAAGAUCGGUCUCAUUCAAUUUCAGAUCAGCCCACCGAAAACUGAUAUGGAAAACCAAGUCAUCAUUUCCGAUUAUACGCAAAUGGAUCGUGCACUAAAAGAAGAACGGCAGUAUUUGCUUGAGAUAUGCAAGCAGAUUAAGAAAGCGGGUUGUAGUGUGUUACUGAUACAGAAGAGCAUACUCAGAGAUGCUGUGAACGAACUCUCUCUUCAUUUCUUGGCUAAGAUGAAGAUCAUGGUCGUUAAGGACAUUGAACGAGAGGAUAUCGAGUUUUUUUCGAAGAUCCUUGGAUGUCGACCUAUUGCAUCGUUGGAUCACUUCCUGCCUGAAGCGCUUGGAACAGCUGAUCUAGUUGAGGAAAUUCCUUGUGGUGGUGAUGAAAGGGUGAUCAAGGUCACCGGUGUCGCGAACCCAGGUCAGGCUUGCUCCAUUUUACUGCGUGGUUCAAAUAAGUUGGUUCUUGAAGAAGCUGAACGUUCGCUGCAUGAUGCUUUGUGUGUAAUACGUUGCCUUGUUAAGAAGAAGGCACUUCUCCCAGGAGGGGGUGCACCAGAAAUGGAAGUCGCUGUGAAAUUACGCCAGUUAGCUCAGAAACAACAUGGUGCUCAACAGUAUUGCUGGCGAGCAUUUGCAGAUGCCUUAGAAGUGGUUCCUUACACUCUUGCUGAAAACGCUGGUUUAUCUCCAAUUCAUACCGUUACUGAAUUGCGUAACCAACACGCUAAUGGGAAUGCUGAUUACGGUGUGAAUGUUAGAAAGGGAUAUGUUACUGAUAUUCGCGAAGAGGACGUUCUACAACCUUUGCUGGUGACGCUGUCUGCAAUCAAACAGGCUUCGGAAUGUGUUAGGUCUAUCUUGAAGAUCGAUGACAUCGUAAGCUCUACCUAA